This is a messenger RNA of Acaulospora colombiana, 227 nucleotides long. NCBI's taxonomy places the organism in Eukaryota, Fungi, Glomeromycota, Glomeromycetes, Diversisporales, Acaulosporaceae. The record is from the annotation of a GenBank genome assembly.
GCGUGCUACUGCAUGGGCCUUUGCAAAAAAUGGAGCAAAGGCUAUCUACAUUACAGAUUGGCGGGAUGAAUUGCUUCCGCAGCUUGCAAAAGAUAUAAAAGCAAAGUAUUCAAACGUAGUGGUCGUCCCUCGGAAAGUGGAUGCAGCAUCGGAAGAAUCGGUCAAAUCGGUUAUCAAAGACGCUGUCGAUACUUUUGGGCGAUUGGAUAUAUUUUUUGCAAAUGCUG